AUGUCCUACACCAUCGCCUCGGACCCGUCCCUGUCGCCGCCCAACGGCCCCGCCAUGAUCUCUUUCAUGCAGUCGUUCUACGCCACUAGCGACACGGAGUCCCGGCACGACGCCUACGUCGACAGCUUCACGGACGAUGCGACGCUCAUCAUGGGGUCUAAGAUCGCGCGGGGGUCGAGUGAAGUCCUCCCCCUCCGCCACGGUCUCUGGACGCACGUCGCGUCUCGGAAGCACUUCCCGGAGCGCAUCUUCUUCGGCGGCGCGAAUGAGCUCAUGCUCUUCGGCACGGUCAAGUACGUGCUCAAAGCGGACCCGAGUAACGAGGUGGAGGUGCCUUGGGCCGGGAGGGUCGUGUUCGAUAAGACGGAGGGUGAGGCGCUGAAGAUGAAGUUUUAUCAGGUGUACCUGGAUCCGACGGCGCAGUCGGGGAAGUAA
Molecule: messenger RNA, 435 nt
Organism: Aspergillus steynii IBT 23096
Lineage: Eukaryota; Fungi; Ascomycota; Eurotiomycetes; Eurotiales; Aspergillaceae
Exons: 3
Coding region: 1-435 (144 amino acids)
Source: RefSeq, a predicted model, not a curated record